CUGCGAAAUUUGAGAGCAAGGCAGAGCCAGAGCCAGCCAACCAGUCAGCCCUGGAAGAGUCAAGACAGAGUUUGGUUCUAUACAAUACAUCCAUGACAUGUUCUGAGGAAAUAAACACCCCGAGUGUCCCCAACCUCUGUUAUUGCUUGAACGAUUGCAUCUUCUUUUUUCCUCCGACACGACAUCGACACGCGCUUUGUUUUCGCUCGUUCUUUUCAAGAGACAACGUCCUAUUCGUCCUCCGUCCGCCGUCUAUCAUCAUCAUCAUCAUCAUCAUCAUCAUUACAUACCCACACACGCACUCACACUCACAAUUCCCGUCCGUCCUAUUCGACACUUGCAUCGCGGCCAAGCCCACAAGCUCCGGAGCCGUCUCUUCUCGGACGCUGCUGAUCGAACCGCGGCCGAAGCCAGGUUAGGUAGAGAGGUAGAUCACACUCGACCUACUUCCUGACUGCAGCAGAGACCCGUCCUCAGCCUCCUCUCUACUCAUGAGCG
Molecule: messenger RNA, 498 nt
Organism: Pseudovirgaria hyperparasitica
Lineage: Eukaryota; Fungi; Ascomycota; Dothideomycetes; Acrospermales; Acrospermaceae
Exons: 1
Coding region: 93-419 (108 amino acids)
Source: RefSeq, a predicted model, not a curated record